Molecule: messenger RNA, 1412 nt
Organism: Ostrea edulis (European flat oyster)
Lineage: Eukaryota; Metazoa; Mollusca; Bivalvia; Ostreida; Ostreidae
Product: neuropeptide Y receptor type 5-like
Exons: 2
Coding region: 140-1273 (377 amino acids)
Biological process (GO): G protein-coupled receptor signaling pathway
Cellular component (GO): membrane
Molecular function (GO): G protein-coupled receptor activity
Source: RefSeq, a predicted model, not a curated record
AAAGGAAUGGUAGCGAACUUUGCUGUCGUCUCUCCUUCACCAUUAGUAAGUAUCCCGGCGACGCGUCAGGAUGUUUGCAUUAUCGGAAGCAGCCAAUCAAACUACAUUUAUCGUCGGACCUACGUGAGAAGAUCACAAGAUGUCAAGCAACAUUAAUGGAACGCUAAACGACUUUGUGCUUGAACAUGGAGUCCUAUUUACAGAGAAUUACACUUUGGCAGAAUUCACCAAAAUUGCGAACGAAUACGACUUCAACCACAAACUUGAUAAAUGGAUGGAAUUUCUUUUCGUUUUACUGUUUGCCAUUAUUGUGUUAUUUGGGUUCUGUGGAAAUAUUUUGCUAGCGUACGUUAUCAUUUCAAAGUCCAAAUCAAAAUCCAGUCGCGGCAAGUUCGUCCUGAAUCUCGCAAUAUCCGACAUUCUCACAUGUCUCCUUUGUAUCCCGUUCACGACCGUUCGUCUUCUAUUGGUCCAAUGGACUCUUGGGGAGAUUCUCUGUAAACUGGUUCCCGUCCUCGAGGCGCUUUAUAUUUUUGUGUCAUCGUUGACUGUUUUAGCUAUUGCUAUCGACAGGUACCAAUCCAUUGUCAACUGGCCAAAAGUCAUACGCAACUCGAACACGAAAUAUGUCUUUCUGAUGAUGUGGAUGUUUUCCCUCGCCCUGGCUCUGCCAAUGUUUGUGUUCCAUCACGUGGAAACCGUGGAAGUGAUCCCAAGUCUGUUUUCCGUUUCUGUAUGUGUGGAGAAGUGGAGUUCAUACCUGUCACGUGGUAUCUACACGUUGGUGGUUCUGUUAUUUCACUUUGCACUUCCUAUACUGUCGAUAUCGAUGCUCCACGUUCUAAUUUGUAAGUUUAUCGGUUCUCAUUUUGGGUCCAAAUUACAUAGUGGGUCCAACAGAACCCGGCGGUACUUGGUAAGGCAAAAGAAGAACGUUGUUCUACUAACUGCAACCGCUCUGUCGUUCGCUCUGACGUGGUUGCCUUGGACGUGCAUCAAUUUAAUAGCAGACUUCAGCGUGGAAGGCUUCCGGGCUAUAAACAUAAGCCUCCUUACUGCCGCCUGCCAUUUGUUGGCUAUGAGCUCGGUGUGUGUCAAUCCUAUUGUAUAUGGAUGGUUCAAUUCUAUGUACAGACAGGAAAUUGAGUCAAUAUUUCGAAAAGUUUGUCUUGGACGAGGCCGUGGAAGUAAUCAAACGACAUCACCGGAAAAAACGAACAUUUAUCGGUACCAGAGAACCAGGACCCUGUCAUCUUAUGUGAGGCACGACUAGGAAUUACGUCAAUAAGGAAUCUGUGUAGUACGUUUCUAUUAGUAUCGUACGUUUGUGAAUCUAUUAAACUUAAUUUGUAUCUUUAUUGUUUCAUGAAUAACCAUGUGACUAAUAAAGAGCCAAUAAACUGAUGUAAAAA